Messenger RNA from Aspergillus pseudonomiae, 335 nucleotides. RefSeq lists its product as uncharacterized. NCBI's taxonomy places the organism in Eukaryota, Fungi, Ascomycota, Eurotiomycetes, Eurotiales, Aspergillaceae. The record is from RefSeq and is a predicted model, not a curated record. Bases 88 to 279 code for a protein of 63 amino acids. The transcript has a single exon.
UCAAUAUUAGCACCCUUUUCCAACAGAAACUUUACCAUUGCCUCAUAGCCUCUUUCUAUAGCUAAGAAUAGCGGUGUCUGCUGUAACAUGCCCAUAGAUUCUAUAUUUGCUCCCUUUUCUAAGAGCAACCUGACCGUUGCCUCAUGGCCACGAUCUGUGGCAAGGGCUAAUGGUGUUCCCCUGUUCCUCUCUCGAUGCUCUAUAGUAGCUCCAUUCGCCAGCAAAAGCCUUACUGUUGCUUCAUGUCCUUUCAAUGCAGCCCAUGAUAGUGGUGUAUAGGAUUCGUUGUCGUACGAUUCUAUAUCUGCCCCCCUCUCUAGUAGUAAUGCGACUAU